CAGAAGCAAAAUUUGCCAAAUUAAUGGAGAAUUUGAGGACACAGUGGGCAUUUCACAUCUCCAAAAACAUAAAAGAAAAUCAAAGUCCGUUUUUAAAGUUCCCAAAUUUCUUAUAUAAUUGAUGGAUAUAUCAAAAUCUUAUAUAUUUAUGAAAAUAUAAUAAAAAUAAAUUAGUCUUUUUUUUUUUUAGUUUAAGGGUAGUUUUUAAACAAAAAGUUUGGGUUACAUUUUGGGUCUUUAAAAUGGGUUGUUGAUUUGAGGUCUACAAAUUGUUGGAAGGGAUUAGAUGAACAAAUGUUGAAUCUGAAUUUACAUUCAUUCUUGUAUGUAUAACAUUGUAUUCAUCAACGUCUUAAUUGGGUAUUCAAAAAUCACAACCCUGCUCCAUUCUUCAAUUUCUUGUUCCAUUCAAUCGAAUUCUGAUGCUAUCCCCUACGCUUUCACAUUCCCUCCAACCAUUUCUCCCUCCCAACCUUCAUUUUCCUCUUCAAAACUGCGGGACCGAACGAGAAGCAAACCAACUCCACGCUCUCUCGAUCAAAACAGCCUCCUUGAAUCACCCUUCAGUGUCUUCUCGUCUUUUGGCUCUUUAUGCAGAUCCCAGAAUCAACAAUCUUCAAUAUGCUCACUCCCUUUUCGACUGGAUUCAAGAACCCACUUUGGUUUCUUGGAAUUUACUCAUCAAGUGCUACAUCGAGAACCAACGUUCAAAUGAUGCCAUUGCGUUGUUCUGCAAAUUGCUUUGUGAUUUCGUGCCUGAUUCUUUUACAUUGCCUUGUGUUCUAAAGGGUUGUGCUCGAUUGGGUGCAUUACAGGAAGGGAAACAGAUUCAUGGCUUGGUAUUGAAAAUUGGGUUUGGUGUCGAUAAGUUUGUUUUGAGUAGUUUGGUUAGUAUGUAUUCUAAAUGUGGUGAGAUUGAGCUGUGUAGGAAAGUGUUUGAUCGAAUGGAAGAUAAGGAUGUAGUAUCGUGGAAUUCUUUGAUUGAUGGGUAUGCUAGGUGUGGUGAAAUUGAAUUGGCACUGGAGAUGUUUGAAGAAAUGCCAGAGAAGGAUUCUUUUUCGUGGACUAUUCUCAUUGAUGGUCUUUCGAAAAGUGGGAAGCUUGAGGCUGCUAGAGACGUAUUCGAUCGAAUGCCUAUUCGAAAUUCUGUAUCUUGGAAUGCUAUGAUUAAUGGGUACAUGAAAGCAGGGGAUUCUAACACGGCAAAAGAAUUAUUCGAUCAGAUGCCAGAGAGAAGCCUCGUUACAUGGAAUUCGAUGAUCACUGGAUAUGAGCGGAACAAGCAGUUUACAAAAGCCUUGAAGCUGUUUGAGGUCAUGUUGAGAGAAGAUAUAUCACCCAAUUAUACUACUAUCCUUGGAGCUGUUUCUGCAGCUUCAGGAAUGGUUAGUCUUGGUACGGGAAGAUGGGUUCAUUCCUAUAUAGUGAAAAGUGGAUUCAAAACAGAUGGUGUGCUCGGCACAUUGCUGAUAGAAAUGUACUCCAAGUGUGGCAGCGUUAAGAGUGCCCUCAGAGUUUUUCGGUCUAUACCCAAAAAGAAAUUGGGGCAUUGGACGUCUGUCAUUGUAGGCUUAGGAAUGCAUGGAUUGGUCGAGCAAACUCUUGAGUUAUUUGAUGAAAUGUGCAGAACUGGAUUGAAGCCUCAUGCUAUUACUUUUAUUGGAGUGUUGAAUGCUUGUAGUCAUGCAGGAUUUGCAGAAGAUGCACAUCGGUACUUUAAGAUGAUGACAUAUGAUUAUGGAAUCAAGCCCUCUAUCGAACACUACGGUUGCUUGAUCGAUGUUCUGUGUCGAGCUGGACAUCUUGAAGAGGCAAAGGAUACCAUUGAGAGAAUGCCCAUCAAAGCAAACAAAGUAAUUUGGACGAGUCUACUAAGUGGUUCAAGGAAACACGGAAACAUAAGAAUGGGGGAAUAUGCAGCUCAACAUCUGAUUGAUUUAGCACCGGAUACUACUGGAUGUUAUGUUAUUCUUUCGAACAUGUAUGCUGCCGCUGGCUUGUGGGAAAAGGUUCGGCAAGUAAGAGAAAUGAUGAAGAAGAAAGGAAUGAAAAAGGAUCCAGGAUGCAGUUCCAUUGAGCAUCAAGGUUCAAUUCAUGAAUUCAUCGUGGGAGAUAAGUCACAUCCUCAAACUGAAGAGAUAUACAUCAAACUAUGUGAGAUGAAAAAGAAAUUGAAUGUAGCGGGGCAUAUUCCCGACACAACUCAAGUUUUGUUAUGCCUUGAAGAGGAUAAUGAGAAAGAAGCAGAACUUGAAACCCACAGUGAGAGGUUAGCAAUAGCUUUUGGUCUUCUUAAUAUCAAGCACGGAAGUCCUAUCCGCAUCAUAAAGAAUCUUCGUAUCUGCAACGAUUGCCAUGCUGUGACUAAACUUCUUUCUCAUAUUUACAACCGUGAGAUAAUUAUCAGAGAUGGUAGUCGAUUCCAUCACUUUAAAAGUGGGUCUUGUUCAUGUAAAGAUUUUUGGUGACUUCUUCUCAUCUAAGUGGGUGGUAAAUCUUUCCUUCCUACUUGAGCAACUAGCAUCGUGUUCAUCUAAUACUUGUCUUCAUGAAUUCAGGUAAUUUUCCGUUGCAAGUUGGUAUAUCUUAGGUCUUUCGAGGUUAUAAGUUCGGUUGUAAAGUUUCAUGAUUUUAGUUUCUUUAUGUCUCAAACAAAACAAAGGAAAAGCGUUCUUUGUAGCAUUCAAUCCCUUCGUCAACCUCUUAUCUUUCCUAUGGAUCAAUCAAUUAGUAUAUUUUUUAAAACCUAUGAAUAGUGUGUGCCAUCUGCCGAGAUGCUGCUGACAUUCUAUACGUGAAAAUAACACAAAGCAUAGAAAAUUUUGAACUUUACUGAUACAGAUUUAAUUGCAGGGAGUCUCUACUUGAGAAAUUACAUCAACAUGUGAUUUUCAGGAGGAGAUGCUUAAGUGUGUAAAA
Molecule: messenger RNA, 2919 nt
Organism: Cucumis sativus (cucumber)
Lineage: Eukaryota; Viridiplantae; Streptophyta; Magnoliopsida; Cucurbitales; Cucurbitaceae
Product: pentatricopeptide repeat-containing protein At5g48910
Exons: 1
Coding region: 423-2468 (681 amino acids)
Biological process (GO): RNA modification
Molecular function (GO): protein binding; zinc ion binding; RNA binding
Source: RefSeq, a predicted model, not a curated record